UGGAUCGAAUUACACCAUUUGCCGUGCUUGGGUUUGUUUUGCUCUUGCUCUGUCCCGCUGCUGAAAAGGCUGGUGGCGAGUUUCGGGAUUAUACCGAGGAAACCAAAACCUAAGAAGACCGGAUUUUUUUCUCCCCUCUUAUAUAUAUUUUUCUUACCCUGGUGGGUUUCAAGCUUCCUUGCCAGCCUCCCCCCAUGAGGUAGCUAACCAGGAUUUCUGAGGAGGCACUGCUCUUUUUUACUCCCCGUUGGCCAACCAUGAGGCCCCCCCUGCUUUGUGCAUAUAUACUGUUAAUAACCAUCUCCCAGUUGAGGGCAGUCAGCUUUCCUGAGGACGAUGAACCCAUCAAUACCGUUGAUUACCACUAUUCAAGGCAGUAUCCAGUUUUUAGAGGACGCCCUUCAGGCAAUGAAUCUCAGCACAGGCUGGACUUUCAGCUGAUGUUGAAAAUUCGAGACACACUUUAUAUUGCUGGCAGGGAUCAAGUUUAUACUGUAAAUUUAAAUGAAAUCCCCAAAGCAGAAGUGAUACCAAGCAAGAAAUUAACAUGGAGGUCAAGGCAACAGGAUCGAGAAAACUGUGCCAUGAAAGGCAAACACAAAGAUGAGUGCCACAACUUUAUUAAAGUGUUUGUUCCAAGAAACGAUGAGAUGGUUUUUGUCUGUGGCACCAAUGCCUUUAAUCCCAUGUGCAGAUACUAUAGGUUGAAUACCUUAGAGUAUGAUGGGGAAGAAAUUAGUGGCUUGGCAAGGUGCCCGUUUGAUGCCAGACAAACCAAUGUUGCCCUCUUUGCUGAUGGCAAGCUGUAUUCUGCAACAGUAGCCGAUUUCCUGGCAAGUGAUGCUGUCAUUUAUCGGAGCAUGGGCGACGGAUCUGCCCUACGAACCAUAAAAUAUGAUUCCAAAUGGAUAAAAGAACCACACUUUCUUCAUGCCAUAGAAUAUGGAAACUAUGUUUAUUUCUUCUUUCGAGAAAUUGCUGUAGAACAUAAUAAUUUAGGCAAGGCUGUUUAUUCUCGAGUGGCCCGUAUAUGCAAGAAUGACAUGGGUGGCUCCCAGCGUGUCCUGGAGAAACACUGGACUUCUUUCCUCAAGGCCCGACUCAACUGUUCUGUCCCCGGGGAUUCGUUUUUCUACUUUGAUGUCCUUCAGUCCAUUACGGACAUCAUACAAAUCAAUGGCAUCCCCACUGUGGUCGGCGUGUUUACCACACAGCUUAACAGCAUCCCUGGUUCAGCUGUGUGUGCUUUCAGCAUGGAUGACAUUGAAAAAGUAUUCAAAGGAAGGUUUAAAGAACAGAAGACCCCAGACUCUGUCUGGACAGCAGUACCUGAGGACAAAGUCCCAAAGCCAAGGCCUGGCUGUUGUGCAAAGCAUGGCCUUGCAGAGGCUUAUAAAACUUCAAUUGAUUUCCCUGAUGAAACCUUGUCCUUCAUCAAAUCACAUCCUUUGAUGGACUCUGCUGUCCCAUCUAUCAUCGAGGAGCCCUGGUUCACAAAGACUCGUGUCAGGUACAGGUUGACGGCUAUUGCAGUCGAUCAUUCAGCUGGACCACACCAAAACUACACAGUCAUAUUCCUUGGCUCAGAAGCAGGAGUGGUACUUAAGAUCCUGGCAAAGACCAGUCCUUUCUCCUUGAAUGACAGCGUAUUACUGGAAGAGAUUGAUGCUUACAACCAUGCAAAGUGUAAUGCUGAGAGCGAAGAGGACAGAAAGGUUAUCUCCCUGCAGCUGGAUCAAGAUCAUCAUGCCCUGUACGUAGCCUUCUCCAGCUGCGUUAUUAGAAUUCCCCUCAGUCGCUGUGAGCGUUAUGGGUCAUGUAAAAAAUCUUGCAUCGCAUCUCGUGACCCAUACUGUGGCUGGUUAAGCCAGGGAGCCUGUGGUCGUGUGAAGCCUGGGAUGCUGUUGUUAACUGAGGACUUCUUUGCUUCCCAUAACCACAGUGCUGGAGGAUAUGAGCAAGACACAGAAUAUGGCAACACAGCACAACUUGGGGACUGCCAUGAAAUUUUGCCUACUUCAACUACACCAGAUUACAAAAUAUUUGGCGGUCCAACAUCUGACAUGGAGGUAUUCUCAUCUUCUGUUACCACAAUGGCAAGUAUCCCAGAAAUAACACCUAAAGUGAUUGAUUCCUGGAAACCUAAACUGACGAGCUCCCGGAAAUUUGUAGUUCAAGAUGAACCAAACACUUCCGAUUUUACUGAUCCUUUAUCAGGUAUCCCAAAGGGCGUAAGGUGGGAAGUACAAUCUGGAGAUUCCAACCAGAUGGUACACAUGAAUGUUCUCAUCACUUGUGUCUUUGCGGCUUUUGUUCUGGGCGCCUUCAUUGCCGGCGUGGCGGUUUACUGUUACCGUGACUUGUUUGUUCGGAAAUCCAGAAAGAUCCACAAAGAUGCUGAGUCUGCUCAGUCCUGUACGGACUCCAGCGGGAGCUUUGCUAAAUUGAACGGUUUAUUCGAUAGCCCGGUCAAGGAAUAUCAACAGAACAUUGAUUCGCCCAAACUGUACACCAACCUCCUGACUAGUCGUAAAGAGCUACCGCCCAAUGGAGAUACGAAAUCCAUGAUGAUGGACCAUCGAGGCCAGCCUCCUGAGCUAGCUGCACUUCCUACACCUGAGUCCACCCCUGUCCUCCAGCAGAAGACCCUACAGUCCAUGAAAAGCCAGUCUGAUAAGGCACAUGGUGCUUCAAGGAAAGACACUCCUCAGUUUUUCCCUUCUAGCCCCCCUCCCCACUCUCCACUAAGUCAUGGGCAUAUCCCCAGUGCUAUCGUUCUCCCGAAUGCUACCCAUGACUAUAACACAUCUUUCUCAAAUUCUAAUGCUCAUAAAGCUGAGAAAAAGCUUCAAAAUAUUGAUCACCCACUAACCAAAUCAAGCAAAAGAGAUCACCGGCGUUCUGUUGAUUCCAGAAACACUCUCAAUGAUCUCUUGAAACAUCUUAGUGACCCAAGUAGUAACCCCAAAGCCAUCAUGGGAGAUAUCCAAAUGGCUCACCAGACCCUAAUGCUGGAUCCAAUGGGAAAUAUGUCUGAGGUUCCACCUAAGGUUCCAAACCGGGAGGCAUCAUUGUACUCCCCUCCUUCUACUCUCCCGAGAAAUAGCCCAACAAAGCGGGUGGAUGUGCCCACCACUCCUGGGGUCCCAAUGACCUCUCUGGAAAGACAAAGGGGCUAUCACAAAAAUUCCUCACAGAGGCACUCCAUAUCAGCUAUGCCUAAAAACUUAAACUCACCAAAUGGUGUUUUGUUAUCGAGACAGCCUAGUAUUAGUCGUGGAGGAUAUAUGCCUGCCACAGGAGGUGCGAAGAUGGACUACAUGCAGGGAACACCAGUCAGUGUUCAUCUGCAGCCUUCUCUCUCCAGACAGAGCAGUUAUACCAGUAAUGGCACCCUCCCUCGGACGGGAAUAAAGAGGACACCAUCCUUAAAACCUGAUGUGCCACCAAAACCCUCGUUCGUUCCUCAGACUACAUCAGUCAGACCACUGAACAAAUACACCUACUAAGACUUAUGCGUUCUAUUCCUGGGUGUUUUAGCCUGUGCUGGUUGUAGGGAUGAUGUUGGGAGGUGGGUACCUUAAGACAAGAGACUCACUUGUAUUUAAAGAGAACCAAGUGGCCAAAGAAACUGCUUGACUUUGGCAACACCAGAACUUGCCACAUGUAGCUACUGCAAGGCUUCAAAGUACUUGCUUAAGACAAACAAACAAAAAACAAAGGAAGGUGCUGGUCAUUCCAUUUCUUUUGUUUGGAGUUGAGGAGGUGUAGCAAUGGGGCUACUUUACCGUUAUAAAUAGCGAAUACAGUACUCAGAAGAAUCUGUAAGCAAAUACUUGAAAAUGGGUUCAUUUUAGACUGCCGUGACGCGUGGUCUUCCCAUUAAAUGUGAACAUUUAAUAUGUAUGCAUUCACCUUGCCUCUUGCACAAAUGUCAAAAAAAGGAUGGUAAUGUCUCCAAGAAAUGAACUUCUAGGUUACCAAGCAAUUUGCUGAAAAUUCAGUCUCUGGCCCAACUGUAGCAUUUUUUUUUUCAUGUGUGGCAUUUUGUCUGUGCCACCAACAAACUGUGUUGUGAUUGUGCACGUGUGUGCGUGCGUGUGUGUGCGUGCGUGUGUGUGUGUGUUGUGCAUACACUAGGAUCUACUUAGGUACCCAUUGCAUUUUUUUAUGCUAUGGAAUUGUUUACAUUCAGCAUGACUGAACAACAGACACCAAUGUCUUUGUACAGCAGUCCACUGGGUUGAGUUUUGAGAUAGAAAAUGGAGCCAGGAUUCGGGUGAUUUAGCUGGAAUGACGCGGGACCCAGUGCCAGAAUGUAAAAAUCCUAAGGAACUUUGUGCUGCUAUUCAUCCAACCUUCGAUUAUGAUCUUGCCAGUUUUGAGGGAUAGAGGUAUUAAAGAUGAGUCCAUGGUUUUUCCACCAGUAUUUGGGAGCUUAAGCUACCUGUCCACUGUGAAUCCAAACCCCAGUCACUCUAGAAACCUUGGACACACCCAUGCAAGGUUAUGCUUUGGUUCUGUUCAAUAUUACCUUGUAGAAAAAUUCUUCUUCCCUCUCCUAUCGCCCUGUACCCCCACUCAUGCCCACCACCUCUCCCCUUUUUUUUAAAUGUAUGAGAAAGUCAACAAUUGGCCCUACAGAAGCAGUCUGAAAAACUUAACCAGUAGUGCAAUCACUUUCUUUAUGUUGUGUUAUGUGAAGAUUUUUCUCCAAAGUCAUGCAGGUUAUGACAAUUUGCUGUAAAUAUUAUGUGUGGGUUUACCUGAAUCUGUGCAUUUUGUGCCUUAUUCAUGAGAAUGGUAAAAGUACUAGAAUCUGUCCGGUGUUCUCACUAUUCGCACAUCAUUUUCUGAGUGCCAGUUGUGUUUCUCAACCAGCACCUGAAAAGAUUUUUUUUUUUAAACUCAUAAAAUGAUCCAGAAAAAUUAAUGGUUAAAACUUACACACAAACACACAGAAACCAGUCCGACCGUAUGGCUGCGGCCUACCCUUUGCCAUGAUGAACAUUCCACUCCUGUUUUCCUCCAGAUGAAACACUUAGAAUGUGAAAUUAAAUGAGGUUUCCAGGGUAAUGUGACACCUGCCGGGAUCUUGUAAAAGAGAUCAUUUAUGCAGUUUUACUGAAACCACUUGCAGUUGAGGAUGUGCCUCACUGAUGACCGUUUUAGUUAACACGUUGCUUAUUGGAACUAAUGUAGAAAGAACCAAGGCAGAGAGCAUUCAUGGAUUAUUAGAACAAAGAAAAAAAAUUUCAACUUAUCUUGAGAUAAAGCUGAUUUCUAUUACAUUGUGGGGGGUGGGGGAGGAGAAUUUGCUGAAGGCCAAGGUUUUUGUUUCUUGGUUUUUGUUUUUUACACACAAUAUAGAAUAAUGCAAUUAUUCUUUUUCUUAAAGGAUAUUGCUUGAUAAAGAGCAUUAUUUCCUGAGAAGUCUGGAAACCCCAAAGCUGUCUUUGUUCUUAAAACACUUCGAUAGUGCAACUAAAUUAUUGUAGAUUAAUAACGAAUAAAAUCAACCAACCACUACCAAUAAACACUGCUCAGUUCACCCACGACAAAUGUUUGUUUGAAUUCACUUUACCAAUAUUAAUCCUGACUUGUGUAAAACUGAAACAAUACUUGUGCGUGAGCCCUGAUAACUUUCUGUAACAUUGUGCUGCCUUGUAGAGUGUAAUGUGAGUUCUAUCAGUAUUUAUGUUGAAAUUUCUAACAUUCAAUCUAGUCUCAAUUCUGUUAAUUUAAUUUUUUUUAAAUGCUUUAUCCAUUUGUGCAAAGGUAAACACAGAUUGUAUCUUUUUUAAUGGUACGGCAUAAAAAAGUAACCCUAAAUUGAAGUUACUCUAUACUGUUUUAUAGAGUACUUUAACAUGUAUAGAUAUCUUGUAAACUUGUAUUGUGGAUGUGUAAAUACUAUGUACUUUGGGUUUUUAACACCGCAUGUAAAGUCAAAAUAAAAUAUUCAACUCGAUUA
Molecule: messenger RNA, 5974 nt
Organism: Trichosurus vulpecula (common brushtail)
Lineage: Eukaryota; Metazoa; Chordata; Mammalia; Diprotodontia; Phalangeridae
Gene: SEMA6D
Product: semaphorin 6D
Exons: 19
Coding region: 258-3509 (1083 amino acids)
Biological process (GO): negative regulation of axon extension involved in axon guidance; negative chemotaxis; semaphorin-plexin signaling pathway
Molecular function (GO): semaphorin receptor binding; chemorepellent activity
Source: RefSeq, a predicted model, not a curated record